Molecule: messenger RNA, 1494 nt
Organism: Rotaria socialis
Lineage: Eukaryota; Metazoa; Rotifera; Eurotatoria; Philodinida; Philodinidae
Source: the annotation of a GenBank genome assembly
AUGCUUCUCUAUUUAGAUGAGGAUAUUGAUUGUUCAACAUUGGUUCUACUACAGCAGAAUGAUGUUUGCGAAAUAUUUCCUCGAAUGAAAGAUCGUGUUAAAUUCAUUGAUCAACGUUUAAAAUUAGUCUCAAGUUGCAAUAGUCCAAGUGAAAAUAAUACAUGCGCAACUGAUUUAUUUCAUUCGACGUCAUCAUUAUCUCAAGGUGUUGAUGAAUCUCAAGAGAAUGAUUCACCAAAUUCAUCAUUCGUGCAUGGAAAUAAGCAAGCUGAUAAUGUUCAUGAAACCGCACUUUCCGAUUCUUCAUCAAACCUAUAUACAUCAGUGAAUGAUGAUAUUUCACCUCAGCCAAAACUACCACUUGAUUAUGAAGGUCCACAUAUAACUUCUCGAAUGAAACAAUUUAUUGAAGACCAAAAUCUUUCAAAGUUUAGCGCACAUACAAAAUUGCGAAGUGAAUUAUUAUCAUUACUUUUCGAUGAUGUAACGAAUCAAUAUCAGUUGAUUUAUCCAUCCAACAAUGAAUAUUUGGCAAUGGCCAAAGCUAUUGUGAAGAAAAUGUGUGUUCCACCAGCAUUAAUUCCGCAGCAUAUAGAAAGAAAAAGUAUGAUCGAGCAAGCUGAACGUCGAAUAGAUGAUAUAAUCUUGGCUGAAGUCAAAGAAUGUGCUGGUAUUGAUAUGGAAGAAAAUGUGAAUGAACUAUUACCAAAGCUCUUUGAUUGCCUACCAGAUAACAAUUAUUCUCUAUCAGAUGCUUUACCUAUUCGAAUUAUUCGUAUCCUAUGCAAGUUAUUCGGCGAUCCUGUCGCUAAUAUUUUUACAUAUGGGGAUCCACUUGUGCCAUAUCCAUGUAUGAAAAUUCAUGAUGAUAAGUUUGCGCUUUACUUGGACUUUUGUUUGAUAACAGAAACUACCUCGUGUUCUAUUGCUCUUGCUCUUCUUAUAUCAUUCUAUUAUGUCUUCGAAGUUCGAUUUGGUCCACAUAACCGAUCUUCUCGUCUGCUUUAUGGGACUGCUGAACCAAUAAUUGAACAAACUGAACAAGAACAACAUGCUUCGUCUGAUUUAAACUCUCCUGGGUCAACUGAUACUGAAAAUCAACCGUCUAAUGAUCAAAAUGACGAUAAUCUUAGUGUAGCAACAAAUUCUAAGAAUGAAAAACGUUGUAAUCAUUUAGCAAAUGCUUAUCCUCCUCCAAAACCUCAACGCAACUCAUCAGUGAUGCUUCAAAAAGAAAUAACGUCGUCAAUAUUUCUUCAAACCGCUUCCAACAAUAACUGCUCACGGCAAACUAUAAUCAAUCAGAUUGAUCAAUCUUCGUUAAAACAACCAUGUUCAAUUAAACAAAAUACAUUCGCAGAAUCCGAAGAACAUCAUCCACAUGCUAAAAGAAAACGUAAACAACCGGAAUCUUCAUCCUCAUCCACAACGACAACAACAACAACAACGAAAAAUUCAGCAAGACUUCUCGCAAAACGAGCUCGAAUAGACUAA